UAUUAUCGUAAUUUUAUCUAAAAAAAUAGGUACUAUACUGGCAAAUAUUUUGUAUUGAAUCAUCUGCAUAGUAUAAACAAAUAACCGAUCCCUUGAUGAUAAACAACAUGGCGACCCCCAUGAUUCGAAGACUAUGUAUGAAUUUUGGACGUCUCACCUAUCCAGUCCUGAAGUCAGCAUCGACUCAAAGGGUCUUGAAAUGUGCUUCAACUUCAAUAAGAAACGUAUGCCGUUCCAAAGUUGCCAGUGCCACUGGCACAGGACUGGGCAUAUCUUAUGCAUUGCUUGGGUUCAGCUUUGGGAAAAAGGCAGAAAAAGAGAGUGAUCCUCUGACUGAGACGUAUCGAGAAGCAAGGCUGGCUCAUGUUCGUCAAGACUUACAGCGAGCUGAUGAAUUGUAUCAUGAGGCUUUAAAGUUGGCAGACGAUAUGCUGAAGACAGAACAAAUCACGGCUGACAAGCACCUCACAGCUCGCACGUUGAUGUACGAUGGUUUGGCAGAUAUUGCCAUGCAGACGGGACAGAUGGAACCGGCUGAAGCUCUUUAUAAGGAGACCAUGAAAGGCUGCUUUCAACAAGGUUUAGCCCAAGACCACAACGUGAUCAUCGAGAUCUCCCUCAAGCUGGCAAGCAUUUACGCCAUGCAGGGCAAAAAGACAGAGGCUGAGGAGGGAUACAAGUUCUGCGUGGCCAUGCAGACACCCAAGAUGGCCGCCCGGGAGAAGCAGUGGGUGGACAGCGACGGGAAGAAGAAGAAGGUACACAAGAUGGACCUCUCUAAAGAGGCGUUGGCAGAGACAGAACAAGACACGGCCGUUCUUCUAGGCAUGAGUUUGGGAAGUUACGGUCGCUUUUUGAUGUAUGAGAAACGUUAUCAGGAAGCUCUGCCUUUGUUUGAGCGUGCGAGAGUGUACGCCAAAAAUACCAUGGGCAUGGACACCAACCAGUAUGUGGUCAUUCUCAACGACAUUGCAACCCUGUUUAUCGUCACCAAAAACUUUGACAAGGCGGAGAAUGUACUCAAAGAAGGUAUAGAUAUCUCUGAGAAGGCCAAGCUGCCCGAAGCUGCCGUCCUGCACUGUAACAUGGGGGCGUUAAAUCUGAGACGGGGGGAGGUGACCCAGGCCAUGAAGAGCUGUCAACAAGGUCUGGAGUGUGCCAAGAAGUUCGACCACAAACUGGCCUACAGAAUGGCAGAGGCGUGCUUGAAGAAAGGAGCCAGUGUGGAGGCAAAGUCAUCAUAGCUACUGAGAUAAACUGGCUGCAGGGGCGAGACAGACCGAUACUCCCAGCUUGUUAUUCCUGGAACUUUGCUUUACUUUCAGGUUGUUGUUUUUUGCAUAUGAGAGUUUUUCUGGUAAUUCUGUUUGUAUUGUGCUGGACUGUGAUCCGAAUCUCAAGUGUGAUGUUCUUGAGCUUGGGUUGUUUGGCUCUCUCGGUCCUGUCGGAGAUGGACAUUUCAUUCAGAGGUCCCGCCUCUUUCGUAACUUUAUAAAUGUUAAAAGGGGCAUUUAAUCUGUACAAUUACCAAUUUUAGGGUAAAUAUGAUAUUCUUUAUUGUUCAGAACUGAGCAGACUAAUUUGGACUAAGAAUUAAAAAGACAAAGCAACAUUAAGAAUGUGAAAAUCCCAAUGAGAAAAACUUGGGAGAAGAAUCAUGUGGUUGUGUCCUUUUGGUUCUUUUGAUGUCCUUGACAGUGAUUGCUUCUUUGGAGGUAGGAUAUUAGCAAUGGAAGACCCGAGAAUAAGACUGCCUCAGUCCAAAUUCUCAAACACUUGAUAUAGUACAGGUACGGGACUUGAAUAAAGCUGUUGUUUUACUCCAAUACUUGGGAGGUAGUAAUACAGGGAGGGAAAAGUGUAAAUAAACCUGGAAGAUAUUUUCCAUCAGACCUUGGGCUGCACUGGGCAAGUCAAAAUGUGUUACCACAAGUCCAACACUACAGCCUACAGAGUCCUUUGGUUACUGCAAUGUACAUACUUAUGAUGACAUUGAUGUCUUAUUAAUUUCCCAAAUGCUGGUAGAAAAAAUAAAAUGAAAUUUAUGAUUAAGA
This is a messenger RNA of Aplysia californica (California sea hare), 2054 nucleotides long. Its product is annotated as tetratricopeptide repeat protein 19, mitochondrial. The transcript has 4 exons. Gene Ontology annotation, molecular function: protein binding. Gene Ontology annotation, cellular component: mitochondrial inner membrane. The record is from RefSeq and is a predicted model, not a curated record. NCBI's taxonomy places the organism in Eukaryota, Metazoa, Mollusca, Gastropoda, Aplysiida, Aplysiidae. Gene Ontology annotation, biological process: mitochondrial respiratory chain complex III assembly. Bases 96 to 1244 code for a protein of 382 amino acids.